GACUGCAGACAUUUUUUUAGAGAGAGAGAGAGAGAGAGGGAGAGAUCCAAUCUCGCCUAUAUCAUCCGCUUGAGUUGUUAGCUAGGGUUGAGAGUACUACUUGAGGCCAAAAGAAAGCAACUCCUUCUCUGGGGCUUCUCUUGAUUCAGUUACUAAUCAAUACUCAGUUUGGGACCGGAGCUUUACUUUUUCUGGGCUUUACCCAAAACAAAACCUUUCUGGGUCAUAGAUCAUUGAAAGAUACAGAGAAGGGAAACCUGCGAUGCUAGAAAGGAUGGCUGAAGAAGAACUUCCAAAUGGUUUUGUCCAAAACACAAUUGCUGAACCCAAUCCUACUGUCGCAAAGAAGAAGAGAAGCCUCCCUGGCACCCCAGAUCCUGAAGCUGAAGUCAUCGCUUUAUCGCCGAAGACCCUUAUGGCCACCAACAGAUUCUUGUGCGAAAUUUGCGGGAAGGGUUUUCAAAGGGAUCAAAAUUUGCAACUCCACCGGCGGGGACAUAACCUUCCAUGGAAGCUGAAGCAAAGGUCCGUCAAAGAACCAAGGAAGCGAGUUUAUGUGUGCCCUGAAAAGACCUGCGUCCACCACCACCCUUCUAGGGCUCUUGGAGACCUAACCGGUAUAAAGAAGCACUUUUGUCGAAAACACGGCGAGAAGAAGUGGAAAUGUGAGAAGUGCUCAAAGCGGUACGCUGUGCAGUCAGAUUGGAAAGCGCACUCCAAGACUUGUGGCACUAGAGAAUAUAAAUGCGACUGUGGGACUAUAUUUUCACGGCGAGAUAGCUUCAUAACUCAUAGGGCCUUCUGUGACGCCUUGGCCGAAGAAACAGCAAGAAUGAAUGCAGUAUCCAACAUGAACAACGCAGUGGCCGGCAAUAUCAACCACCAUUUCAUGGGAAUACCACUAGGCCCUAACAUGGCACAGCAUUUGCCCUCUAUUUUCAAGCCAAACGUAGGCAGUGAUGACAUAAUUAAUCCGACGACGCGGGGACUAUCCCUGUGGAUGGGCCAAGGAUCCCAAGGCGGCCACGAAGUAAUGAGCACCAGCAAUCUCCAAGGGAUUCAUCAACUUGGACCGUGUUCAGGGGCGAUGUUUGCAGAUCCAUUCGUGUCGUGCUCGAAUCCUCCACCAUCAGAAUAUCAUCUAAAUUUGGUGUUCGGAACUAAGCUUUCUUCUAGUUCCCCCGAAGAGCUAUCAAGCACUACUUCACUUCCGCUAAGCGACGUGAAGGAGACUGGAACUCAGCUUUUAAGUGUUCCUUCCUUGUACAGCACCCAACACCAGUCCCAUCAAACACCUUCAGCAAAUAUGUCGGCUACGGCUUUAUUGCAGAAAGCUGCUCAAAUUGGUGCUACUUCAACUGAGCCGUCAUUCCUUGGGAACUUUCGGUUGAAGUUCAAUGCAGACAGUCAAGUUCAAUAUGGUAACAAGUUGUGUGGACUGUAUGGCUCAAACACAUUAGUUACUAAUCUCGGGAACAAUGCAGAAAAAUCGGGAGGGGAUCUGUCGCAGAUACACCCUGCGAAACGCCGGCGCACGCAGAAUGAAGAUGGUGCUGGAAGGCAAACUAGGGACUUUCUGGGUGUGGGUGUACAACCCAUCUGCCACCCUUCAUCAAUCAAUGGAUGGAUUUCGUCAUAAGGGAAUUUCAUGGAUUGCAGUGCGAUGGAAAGUUGAUGAUAAUAAAGUGAAGUUUGGAGUUGGGGAAAGAAUAUUUAUGUAUUUAAUUGGUAACUUUGCAGUGAAUGAAAAGAAGGCAUUGAGUGCUUGAUGCAUGGGGGCAAAAAGUUCAGUGCUCAGAAAAAUUUUAAGAGCUGAAGGAGGAAGAUCCAUGCAUAUUCUCUUGAACCCUUGAAAGCUGAUCCCUUUUCAAAAUGGUGGCUUUUAUGCGAUUAAAGGGGGUGGAUCAGUAGUGGGGAAAAAGCAAGAGCUCCUUUUGGACUCCAUUAUUGCAUUUUUUUUCCUAUCUGUUAUGGUUUGGUACUGCUUGUCAAACUGGCUAGCUUAAGAGAAAAUUUCCUGUGGGAAAAAUUAGCUUAUAUAAUUCUAGUACAUAUAGGCUUUAGCCUAUUAUAUAUUGCUUAAAAUAAACCAUUGUAACUUUUUAA
This is a messenger RNA of Juglans regia (Persian walnut), 2106 nucleotides long. Its product is annotated as zinc finger protein NUTCRACKER. The transcript has 3 exons. Gene Ontology annotation, cellular component: nucleus. Lineage: Eukaryota; Viridiplantae; Streptophyta; Magnoliopsida; Fagales; Juglandaceae. The record is from RefSeq and is a predicted model, not a curated record. Bases 263 to 1639 code for a protein of 458 amino acids. Gene Ontology annotation, molecular function: DNA-binding transcription factor activity.